UCUCAUCAUACCUUUCAAGUUUCAACUUCACCCGGCAACAAAGCCACCGAAUCGUAAGUCCUAGAUACUUCGCGUUCUUUGCCUUUGAAGUUUGAACAUCAAUGGCCUCCCAUAAUUCCUACACGCCGUCUGCACCAGCUAUACCGGAGUCCUACGAGCCAGAGGACUACCGCUACCCUCAACGACAUGGCACUUCCCCUCCAACUACAAGCCUUUAUGGUCAGCAGCGACCGAGGCCUCAUCCUGUGCCAAGUCAUGUUUAUGGUGGGUACUCUUCUUUUCAGCCAGGGACACACACAGAUGUGAUUCGAAGCUUUCAAGCCGUGGACAGGGAUGGGAGUGGAUAUAUCGAGGAGAAGGAGUUGCAGCAGGCUCUCUCUUCCCAAUAUCAGAGGUUUAGCCUCAGGACUAUUAGGUUGCUUAUGUUUCUCUUCAAGAAUCCCAGUGAUCCUCUGCGGAUUGGGCCCAGGGAGUUUGCGGCACUUUGGAGUUGUCUUGGUGAAUGGCGUGCCAUAUUUCAGAAAUUUGAUAAAGACAGGAGUGGGAAAAUUGAUAUGUUGGAAUUGAGAGAUGCUUUCUAUAGUCUUGGUUGCGUAAUUCCAUCCUCCGUACUUCAAGUUUUGAUUUCGAAGUAUGAUGAUGGAAGUGGCAGGAGCAUUGAACUCAAUUUUGACAGUUUCAUAGAAUGUGGGAUGAUUAUAAAGGGUUUGACUGAAAAAUUCAAGGAGAAGGAUACGCGACGUACUGGUUCCGCAACAUUUACUUAUGAUUCUUUCAUGUCAGUGGUGAUUCCAUUUCUUUUAGCAUAUGAUUAAUUUGUUGUAAAACUUUGCUGUUUGAUUUCUUCUUCUUUUUUUCUUUGAAGUAUCUGUAAGUGUGACCAAAGUUGUGUAAGUUGUAGUAAAUUUGUGUCCUUUUUCUUGAUAACUAAAAGCUGAAAUUAUAUGAGCUGUAUUUAUUAUACAGAGGUAUGUAUUGACAUGCUUAUUUUUCAUAUAAUAAAAUCUCAGCUUUGCUGUUGGAGUAAAUUUGUGCA
This is a messenger RNA of Tripterygium wilfordii, 1036 nucleotides long. RefSeq names its product probable calcium-binding protein CML48. The transcript has 5 exons. Gene Ontology annotation, molecular function: calcium ion binding. Bases 102 to 815 code for a protein of 237 amino acids. NCBI's taxonomy places the organism in Eukaryota, Viridiplantae, Streptophyta, Magnoliopsida, Celastrales, Celastraceae. The record is from RefSeq and is a predicted model, not a curated record.